Astrephomene gubernaculifera is the source of this 1339-nucleotide messenger RNA. The record is from the annotation of a GenBank genome assembly. Lineage: Eukaryota; Viridiplantae; Chlorophyta; Chlorophyceae; Chlamydomonadales; Astrephomenaceae.
AGGUGCGGGUGCUGAGUCACGAGUCCCAGGGCCCGGUGGGUGAGGAGGUGCGGGUCACGCGCAUCGCCAAGCGCAGCGGAAUGAGCAAGAUCCAGCUGGACGAGGCGGUGGCCGGGGACAUCGUGUCCGUUGCGGGAGCGGGUGCUGCUGGCAUCGCGGACACCAUUGCCAGCCCCGAGGUGACGGAGCCCAUGGACCCGGGCCGCGUGGACCCGCCCACACUGGCCAUGGUGUUUGGCCCCAACGACUCCCCGCUGGCCGGGCGGGCUGGCAAGGCGCUGACGGGUCGGGCCAUCGGUGAGCGGCUGCAGGCGGAGGCGGAGACCAGCGUCAGCCUCAAGGUGAAGCAGGUGCCAGGCGGUACCGAGCGCUACGAGGUCCAGGCUCGCGGCGAGCUGCAGCUGGGGGUGCUGAUUGAGAGCAUGCGGCGGGAGGGCGCGGAGCUGGCGGUGUCGCCGCCGCAGGUGCUGCUCAGGCGUGAUGAGCACGGCCAGGUGUUGGAGCCGCUGGAGGAGGUGAUGGUGGAGGUGGCGGACGAGGUGGCGGGCACGGUGCUGCAGGCGCUGUCGCAGCGGCGGGCGGAGAUGGUGGACAUGGCGCCGCUGCCGGACAUGGGCAAGCAGCGCCUGACCUUCAUCGCCCCCUCUCGCGGCCUCAUCGGGUUCAAGAGUGUGUUCGUGCACCUGACCCGCGGCGAGGGCAUCAUGUCUCGGGUGUUCCUGCGGUACGCGCCGCACAAGGGGCCGCUGGACGGAGUGCGCAAGGGUGUGAUGAUCUCGCUGGCGGAGGGCAAGGUGUCCACCUACGCGCUGGGCGAGCUGCAGAGCCGCGGCACCUUCUUCGUGACCCCGGGGGCGGACGUGUACGGCGGCAUGAUCAUCGGGGAGCACUCCAGGGAGGACGACCUGGAUGUGAACCCCGUGAAGGAGAAGAAGGCCAGCAACGUGCGCACGGUGGCCAGCGACGACAAGAUCUCCCUGGGCGCCCCCCGCCUCAUGACGCUGGAGGACGCAAUCGGGUAUGUUGCGGAGGAUGAGCUGAUCGAGGUCACCCCGGCCGCCAUCCGGCUGCGGAAGGAGAUCCUGGACGCGGGCGUGCGGCGGACUCGCGCUAAGCGGGCGGCACAGCAGAACCAGUAGUAGUAGUUGUUGUGGUAGUAGUAACAUGCAGUGAUCAGGGACAGGGUGAGCGGCAUGUGAUGUUUGGGCUGCUGUUGCUGCUGCUGUUGUGGGGUAGGGGUUUGCGAGCAGAGUGGCACCGCACCGAUAAGGGGUCAAAGCCAAUUUGGUUGGAUGCGAGGUUUGUGUUUGGACGAUGGAGGAGGAUUGUAACAGCUGCC